This is a messenger RNA of Phaedon cochleariae (mustard beetle), 1317 nucleotides long. The record is from the annotation of a GenBank genome assembly. NCBI's taxonomy places the organism in Eukaryota, Metazoa, Arthropoda, Insecta, Coleoptera, Chrysomelidae.
CCGGAACAGUGGGAGUAGGGUUAUAAAAGCGAAUGGUCCAAUCCAACCACCAUACAUACAUUCUCGAGUGUUAUCACCACCCAACAUGAGACAAGUACUAAUUGCUCUGGCCCUAUUCGGCUUGGCUGCCUCUGCCCGUCUUGACUACCUUCCCCCUACUCGUGGAGGAGGAGGAGGAGGAGGAUCAGGAGGAUCUUACCAGGGAGCGGGAGGAGCAGGAAGCGGUCCUGGAGGAGUAGGAGGUGGUUACCAAGGAUCAGGAGCAGCCGGGGGUGGUUAUCAAGGAUCAGGAGGAGCAGGGGGUGGUUACCAAGGAACGGGAGGAUCAGGGGGUGGUUACCAAGGAUCAGGAGGAGCAGGGGGUGGUUACCAAGGAUCAGGAGGAGCAGGAGGUGGUUACCAAGGAUCGGGAGGAGCAGGAGGUAGUUACCAGGGAGCAGGAGGAGCAGGAGGUGGUUAUCAGGGAGCUGGGGGAGCAGGAAGUGGUUAUCAGGGAGCAGGAGGAUAUUCGGGAGGUGCCGGAGCUGGCAGACCUGGAGCUGGCUCAGAAAUCCCCAUCCUCCGGUUGGAGAACAACAACAAUGGCGACGGCACCUACAACUACCUUUACGAAACUGGAAACGGCAUCAACGCUCAGGAACAGGGAGACGCCAGAGGAGAUGGGACUCAAGCUCAAGGUUCAUUCAGCUACACCGCCCCAGACGGCCAACAAAUCUCCAUCACCUACACCGCCGACGGCAACGGCUUCCUGCCUCAGGGCAGCCACCUCCCCACUCCACCCCCAAUCCCUGAGGAAAUCCAGCGGGCCAUCGAACAGAACCUCGCUGACGAAGCCAGAGGCAUCGUAGACGACGGCCAGUACAGACAGGGCGCAGACGAAGGUCGCGGCGCAGCUCAGGGAGGAUACGCAGGAUCUCAGGGUGCUCAGGGAGGUUACUCAGGGGCCCAGGGGGCGCAGGGAGGUUACUCGGGGUCCCAGGGAGGCGGUCGAGGAGGAUACGGUGGUGCUCAGGGCGGCUACAGCGGUGCCCAGGGAGGUUUUGGAAGUAGUCAGGGAGGUCAGGGAGGUUUCGGUGGCAGUCAAGGAGGUCAGGGUGGUUUUGGCGCGAGGGGGCAGGCUCCUGGAACGCAAUACGGGGUGCCCAGUGGGCCGGCUGGCCAGCCGAAAGGACCCGACGGUUAUAGAUAUUAGGAUUUGACACGGGAAGCAGCCAUUAUUUAUGUGUAUUUUUAUUGUAAUUUUAAAUGGUCAUUUUGAAUGAUGUUUUGUAAAUAGAUGCAUGUGUUCUUAAGUAAGUGCAAUAAACAAUAUUUUUG